UGAUGUUCCAUGUGUUUCUUAUAAUUAUUUAAACAGUUGAUGGACUGACAUAACAAGAAUAGUAGGAACAAUUUAGUGGUCAGCAGGUUAUCUGGUAACAAACACGAGCUGAGAAGUCACUUGUAUUCUUUUCUGUUGGAGAGUUAAGUCUGUCAGUAUUGCUAAUGGUAAAAUAUGGACCAGCAGGAUUGUUACACUGAUAACGUCUUUCUUUUAGGAGCAAAUGUUCUUCCACCUCCAUCCAACCUGGAAUACUCAUUUAUCCAGAUCUGCACCCUGAACUGGACAUGGAACCCUCCAGAGAACAUCAGCAGUGGCUGUGACCUGGAGUACUCCAGCGACAUCGUGAUUGAUGAGGUCCCUCAGGACAACAGAAAAUGGAGUAAGAGCCGCUUCCGCGUGGUGGAUAUGUUCUUGAAUGAGGAAGUGCGUUUCAAAGUGAGAAGUGAAUGCAAGAACACCAACACGAGCGAGCCCAGCCGGUGGGUGGAGGCCUCUCUCCUGCCAGAAGGUAUUCCAGGUACUGCUGCUGCCGACUUGAGUUGUGUUUGGCACAAUUUGGAGUACAUGGCUUGUACGUGGCGUCCUGGGAGAAAUGCAAGUGAUGAGACCAAUUAUAUGUUGUUCUACUGGUUUGAUGGUUUGAAGAAGCAUAAGAAGUGCAGCAACUCUUCUGUGCACCAAGGUGUCUUUGGAUGUGUUUUCAAUCUUAGCUUCCCAAAAGUCACCAAUACGUACCCAGCUAUAAAGAUUCUGAUUAGAGAUGAGUCUGAAGAAAUUAGGCCUCUGUGUGCAAGUAAAAAUCCCACCACCCUUGUAAAACCUGCUACACCGAGAAGAGUUACAGUGUCCAAGAGGAAUGAUGAAAUACAUGUGGAAUGGAGUGGAUCAGAUCCCUUUCCAGAAAACUGUUUAUUUUAUGAAGUUGAAUAUCACAAUGGUGACUUGGACACUGCUCAGAAAAUCAAAGUUGAAAGUAAUUAUACGUCAAUUCCUAGUGUUGAUCCUAACAGCAAGUACAUCUUCAAAGUGAGAGCAAAACCAAAGCCUGAGUGUUACAGCAGCAAGCUCUAUAGUGACUGGAGUGAAGAGAAGAGUAUUGGUGAGAAGACAGACUCUACAUUCUAUUUUGCUUUGAUAGUCACCAUUCCAUUAAUAGUAGCAGUCUCUACAAUAAUUCUACUGGUUUAUCUAAAAAGGCUGAAGAUACUAAUUCUUCCACCAGUUCCAGACCCUAGAGAAAUUCUUAAGCGCAUGUUUGGAGAGCAGAAUGAGGAUUCCCGGAGCUGCGCAAAGGAUGAUCCUGUGAAUGCUUAUGACAAGUUAAUUAAGGAAGAAGAAAUUCAUUCUUUAAUUUUAACAGAACCUCCAGAGUGCACUAAUUCUGAAACAGAAAACUGAUAAACUCUGCUUUACCAGAGAAAGGUGAGGAAACUCAUUCCUGCUCCUGUACCUCAGGUGACAAUGAAGAUGUGAAGAGGCCUCCAAGACAUUCACCAACUUUCACCUUGCUGAGUCCUCUCUGAGCGUUACUUCUCUGAUGCUCAGAAGAUAUAUCGCUAACAGUGGCCAUUCCUCCGUUUCUGCUAGAAACACUCAUUUUGUAUCAUUCAAGAUGAGCAUGUACAUAAAUUUCAUGGGACUGUAUUGCAGCAUCUCUCCUUCUGGCUCCAGCCAGCUCUGCCCUGUUCCAUGUCAUUUGCACUGUUUUUAUGCCUCAGACUAGACUGUAAAUGGGUUUUUUGGAGAACUGUGACUUCUCUGAAGUAUUUGGCUCUAUUCUGCAGCAGAUGAGCUGAGGCUUAUUUACAGUAGGUGGCUCCUUAGUGCUACUGUGUGGAACUGCUGCCAGAGCAUGGACCGUUUGCGGAUGGCCUGUUCCAUGUGCACCAGGGCACUUUCCGGAGGACAUUUAUGGACUGACCUUCUUAUGCUUCUUGUUGAUGCGCGUCAGCGGUGGCCUGGCAAACCCCGUAAGAGAGUUGUUUUUACCAAUGUGUAUGAAAAGCCUCUGCACUUUCCAGCUGGUAUUCAGACUAUUCAUAGAGAAGGGUGCUUUUUAUCCUUUCAAGUGCCUGUCCUCAGAUGCCUUCAUGGACUCUUUGGCUUAAUUAUACUUUGUUUAAAAUGAUAACUAUAACUUUUUCACUCGCAUUGUGCAGUGGCAAGUAACUGUAUUGAGUCUCACCAGACUGUGAUUCUACCUUGGCCACAUUGGCCUGAAAACACCUGAUUUUUGGAAGCUAAGUCAUCCUGAGUUUGUGCAGCAUAAUUACCAGGAUGGAUGCAUGAGUCUAAGGAGCUGUGGUCAGAUUAGCAAGUGCCAAACCAUUGAAACUGAAUUAAUUCAAAGGCUUCAAGACCCAUUCUCACUGCUGAGCUGAUGGAUUUGGGUGAAGAGGGGAUGACAACCUUGGCCUGCUUUCUAAGGGAUAAGCUAUAUUGUUUUGUUAGUGAUGGGGCUGUGAUUUGAAUUUCCCCUCUAGGAGCUUAGCAACUGAAAACAAGGUGCUGAUUUGACUUCAUAUCAAAACAAAUUUCUUCUAUAUUUUACUGCAGCAGCUUGAUGACUUUAAUGAUUAAGGGAUAUGAUCCUUUUCUGAUGGUUUUGUUUUGAGGUUGCUUUACCCAGCAAAGCUCAGCAGAUGUUCUCUGGCACAACUGUGACAGUUCUCUGCUCUGAAUUCUGAGCAGUAGUUUCUACCCUGUAAGGGUGUUAACAGCAGUACCUUGAUUGUGCUGGAGCAGAAAGUAAUGUCAUAGAGACAAGGGGAUCCAUGAGGAGAAAGGGGUCCAUGCAAGCUGCCUAUGGUUAGUGUUCAGGAAUUUCUUGUUCCUCCCAGCAAAGUACAGGCACGUUAGCCACUGAUAUAGUAGGUGUCAGCAGACUGGGAAGAGAUGUGCUCAGGAAUUUGCCAGGAGCAAAUGCUAUAACCACUGACCUUUUAAAUUUCAGCUCUGUCCUCAGAUUCCGUUCAGUCAGAACUCUGAAGUGAAAUGUUACAUCUUUAGAACACUUUUUGUUCUCCAAGAAGUAGAACUGAGCUUGCUUUUUAGUUGCACAUUUACAUCCUUUACCCUCUUAUGUAUUCCCUCCCUCUCAAGCCAAUUCUUUCUCCAGUCCCCACUGAGCCUCUCAACUGUGCAGUUUCCUCUACAUCUCUUAUCUACCUCUCGUUACUGGCGGUAGAAAGGGGAGGAGAAAUGUAGCAGGACAAGCAGACCCCACAUUAGCUUCAAUCUUUUACUUAUAACCAGGCUAAAAAAAAAAAAGACUAUAAAAAAAAUUGGUUAUUGAGAAAAAUGAGAAUAAAUCCUCAGGGAUUCCAAUGAGCUAAAACAAAAUUCAGGUUGUACAACAUCAGCUACCAGCACUAUCUGAUCUUGCAAAGGUAAAGUAAUAGCAUAGGAGAAAGGGUAAUUAAUUAAAUCCCUGUGCCAACUUCAUUCCCUUUCCCCCGCAAGAGUUAUUACAGCGAUAUAAAGAUUUCUCCAAUCUACCUCAUCUAGAAUCUUGCUCAUCAUAAACCACUCGACAAAGAGAUGUGUGAUUUCAAGAUAAGUAAGCAUAAUGGUAUAAUAUAAACUCCUGUGGCUUUCAGUAUAGCAAUCUAGGAAGAUGAGCCUCAAUUCUGUUGACUUUUGUUUUGGGGUUUGUGGUAAAACCAAAGCUCAUUUGUUUGAAAAACAAAAAGGAACCCUAAAUUUAUAAAGCUAAAGGAGAGAAAAAAACAGAUGGGAGGUGUUCAGCAAAAAGAAGCUGUAAACGCAAAGGAUGGUGUAGAUCACUAUAUGGAAAUGGCUUGGGUAAUUCUCUCUCAAAUAGUAGUCAUUGACACAUUUCCUCAUGGAUGGAUUUCCUGAGCCUGUGUUUUGGCAUGUGAAGUGUCUGAGUAUAUUUUCACCUUCAGUGUGUCUUGUUUAUGGUUAGGGGGGUUUUAGCUUGACAUUUUCCAAGUUUUGCUGUCAUUUGUUUGUUCUUUGUUGCAGUUACUUGAUCUAUGAGCUUGUUUAAAGACUGAAUAAAGAUGUUUGAAUGUUUUUCAAUA
Molecule: messenger RNA, 4049 nt
Organism: Strigops habroptila (Kakapo)
Lineage: Eukaryota; Metazoa; Chordata; Aves; Psittaciformes; Psittacidae
Gene: IL13RA1
Product: interleukin 13 receptor subunit alpha 1
Exons: 9
Coding region: 175-1401 (408 amino acids)
Biological process (GO): cytokine-mediated signaling pathway
Cellular component (GO): external side of plasma membrane
Molecular function (GO): protein binding; cytokine receptor activity
Source: RefSeq, a predicted model, not a curated record